This is a messenger RNA of Megalobrama amblycephala (Wuchang bream), 8525 nucleotides long. Its product is annotated as protein NLRC5-like. NCBI's taxonomy places the organism in Eukaryota, Metazoa, Chordata, Actinopteri, Cypriniformes, Xenocyprididae. The transcript has 28 exons. The record is from RefSeq and is a predicted model, not a curated record. Gene Ontology annotation, molecular function: protein binding. The coding region runs from base 391 to 6198 and encodes 1935 amino acids.
CACACCCCAAAGCGGAGGAUUUCUGGCAUUUUGAGCAGCACUGAGCGGAUUUCUGUCGCAGCAAUGUAUACGCACCGUUAAACAUGUUUGACAACGCGCGCUCAGCAGCACCUAUCAUUUACUAAAGACCUGCUAUCGGAAAUGAAGACAUAAGAUUGGCUGGCACUGCUGUUAAUCGUUCCCAAAGUUUAGAGGACAGACUGAUUCCAGAGAGAAUGGAGUUUUGGAAUCUUGCCACGUGACAAGCAACAAGCGCAAAAGACAGAAAAGCACUGAAAGAGUUUUAAAUAGGCUUCUGAAUUUUUAUUGCACAAGACUGCACGUCAUACUGAAUGGCGGAUUGUUUUCACAAACAAGUGCUGAUCUGUUUGCACUGGCAGUUUAGCUAGUAUGUCAGAGAAGCGAGGAAAGGACUGUUCCUCUAAGAUGAGUCUUCCAGAGAAACAAAGUGUAAGGUCAGGCUCAUGGGUGUCCAGCUCUGAGUCUGUGAAGAGUGACCGGUCAAUGGAAGGUAAACAACCAGACUUAAGUGAGAAAACACCAUCAUCUUCCAGUGUUAGUGGAAGAUCAGACUCUGGAGUUUUCAGCUCUGUGUCUGUGAAGAGUGACAAUUCAAUGGAAGCACCACCGAAAUUAAUUGAGAAAACACCAUCAGCUACAAAAAGUGUUAGUGGAAGAUCAGACUCUGAAGUUUUCAGCUCUGUGUCUGCGAAAAGUGACAAUUCAAUGGAAGCACCACCGAAAUUAAGUGAGAAAACACCAUCAGCUACCAAAAGGGUUCAGUAUGAUACAUUAGAUUCAGACCUUCACACUCACAGUAACCAAAAGAAUUUCAAAGACAAUCUUCUGUGGAUCUUCCAGGACCUUGAGGGCAAAAUAAUUAAAUUUCUGAAAAAUGAACUGAAAAAAUUUGAGAAAAUAUUACAAAAAGACAGCACGCAAUGCUUUGUGAAGGACUAUGAUGAGGAUAGAUGCAGUAUCAAGGAAGCAGCUCUUGAUCUCACACUCUACUUCCUGAGAAAGAUGAAGCAAGAUGAAGCUGCUGAUACUCUAGAAGAUGAGCUGGCCUUCAUUCAUCCGCUAAAAUGUAGCCUAAAGAAGAAGUAUCAAUGUGUGUUUGAAGGAAUUGCAAAGCAUGGUGACUCCACUCUUCUGAAUAACAUCUACACAGAUCUCUAUGUCACUCAGGGUUGUAGUGAACAGGUCAAUACUGAACAUGAGGUAAGACAGAUUGAAGUUGCUUCCAGGCAUCAUGAAUCACAAGAGAUACAGGUUGAAUGCAAAAAUUUGUUUGAAGCACCUGAACAAGACAAGGAGAUCAGAAAUGUACUGACAAAAGGAGUUGCUGGCAUCGGAAAAUCCAUCUCUGUGCAAAAGUUUAUUCUGGACUGGGCUGAAGGAAAAGAAAAUCAAGAAAUCAGCUUCAUAUUACCUCUUCCAUUCAGAGAGUUAAACUUAAAAGAGAAAGAAACGCGAAGCUUGAUAGACCUUGUAAGUCAGUUUUUCCCAGAGACAAAAAGACUGAACAUUACAAGAAGGAAUAAAUUCAAAGUCCUGUUCAUCCUUGAUGGAUUGGAUGAAUGUCGCCUUCCUCUAAACUUUGAGGAUAAUGAGACAUGGUGUGAUGUUUCAUCACCAGCCUCUCUGGAUGUUCUCCUAACGAACCUCAUAAAGGGAAAUCUGCUUCCUUCUGCUCUGAUCUGGAUCACCACCAGACCAGCAGCUGCCAGUAAAAUUCCACCUGAAUGUAUUGACCGGGUGACAGAGGUCAGAGGAUUCAAUGAUGCACAAAAGGAAGAGUACUUCAAAAAAAGAUUCACAGAUAAGAAUCAGGCCAAAGAAAUCAUUGAUCACAUAAAAAAAUCAAAGACUCUCUUUAUCAUGUGCCAUAUCCCAGUCUUCUGCUGGAUUUCAGCCACUGUUCUCCAGAACAUUUGGGAGGAAAAAAGAAAUAAUAUAAAAAACAAUCGGGCUGAUGACUCCUCCAAAACACUGCAGGAAUCAAAUACUGAAGACACUCCCAAGACACUGACACAGAUGUACACACACUUUCUCCGCUUUCAGAUUCAGCAGAGCCACCGAAAGUAUGAUGGAAACUACACACCAGAUGUUUCCUGGGAUAAAGAUGCCAUCCUUUCACUGGGGAAACUGGCAUUUCAUCAGCUGGAAAGAAACAACCUGAUCUUCUAUGAUUCAGACCUGGAAGCCUGUGGUAUUGACAUCUAUAAGGCAUCAGUGUACUCAGGCAUGUGUACCCAGAUCUUUAAGGAGGAAACAGGGAUACUUUUUGGUACCAUGUACUGCUUUGUUCACUUGAGCAUACAAGAGUUUAUUGCAGCUCUUUAUGCACAUCUGUUUCUAGACAUCAACAAGAAAAGUGUGUUUGUUCAUGAAUUUACAGAACAGGAAAACCAAAAUGAAACCAUGAUUUAUUUGCUCAAGACUGCAGUGGACAAGGCACUUGAAAGUGACAAUGGACACCUGGACCUUUUUCUUCGCUUCCUUCUUGGUUUGUCACUCCAGUCCAAUCAACUACUCUUACGAGGUCUGUUGACACACCAAGAUGGUAUUGACCAAAGCAAAAAAGUAGUAGUUCAGUACAUUAAACAGAAAUUAGAGGAUAAUCUGUCUCCAGAGAGAUCCAUCAAUCUGUUCUACUGUCUGAAUGAACUGAAUGACCAAACUCUGGUGAAAGAGAUUCAGACCCACCUUAGAGAAGGAAGUCUGUCAUCUGCUGACCUUUCACCUGCCCAGUGGUCUGCUUUGGCCUUUGUGUUGUUGACAUCAGAGGAGGAGCUGGAAGAGUUUGAGCUUCAGAAAUUCAAGAAAUCAGACGAGUGUCUCAUUAGAUUAUCAGCACUUAUCAAAACCUCCAAAAGAGCUCUGCUAAAUGAUUGUAACUUAACAGACAAAAGCUGUCCAGCUCUGUCUAUAGUACUUGGAUCAGAUACCAAUCUGAAAGAGCUGAACAUAAACAACAAUAAUCUGCAGGAUUCAGGAGUGAAGCUGCUCUGCACUGGACUGAAUAGUGUAAACUGCAAAUUGGAGAUACUGAGUCUUUCAAACUGCAGUAUUACUGAAGAAGGUUAUAAAGCCUUGGCUUCAGCUCUGAGAUCAAACCCUUCACACCUGAUAGAGUUGGAUGUCACAGAAAAUGAUCCAGGACAAUCAGGAGUGAAGCUGCUUAAUGAUUUACUACAGGAUCCAAACUGUCAACUGAAGACACUGAGGUUUUUGGGUCCUGCUGCGAAUGAAGCAUGUCAGUAUGUGAAUAGAGUUGUGGGUAAAAACCCAUUAUUUCUGAGAGAGCUGAAUUUGAGUGGAUGUAAUCUAGGGGACUCAAACAUGAAACAGCUUGUUCCUCUACUGCAGGAUAAACACUGUACACUUAACACACUGAUACUUUCAGACUGCUGUAUCACUGAAGAAGGUUAUAAAGCUCUCGCUUCAGCUGUGAGAUCAAACCCUUCACACCUGAUAGAGCUGGAUCUCACAGGAAAUUAUCCUGGACAAACAGGAGUGAAGGAGCUCAAUGAUUUACUACAGGAUGUACACUAUAAACUAAAGACCAUCAGGUUUCUGAAAAACCCUGCUGCACAGGAAGCGUGUGAGUAUCUCACAAAAGUUUUGGGUAAAAGUCCAUUGCUACUGACAGAACUGGAUCUGAGUGAAGAUAAAUUAGGAGGCCUGGAUGGGGAGAAGCUCUCUGCUCUUUUGAAGGACUCUCAUAGCAAACUGGAGAAAAUUAAGAUGAAUAAUUGUGAGCUUACAGAGAAAAGCUCUUCAGUUCUAGCUACUGUUCUCUCCACCAAAACCAUCCUGAAAGAGAUUAACCUAAACAACAGCCGUCUGCUGGACUCAGGAGUCAAAGAGAUCUGUGAAGGACUGAAGAAUCCUGUGUGUGAGCUGAAGAUACUGAAACUUUCAGACUGCAGUAUCACUGAAGAAGGUUAUAAAGCUCUGGCUUCAGCUUUGAGAUCAAACCCUUCACACCUGAUAGAGCUGGAUCUCAAAGGAAAUGAUCCUGGAGAAUCAGGAGUGAAGGAGCUCAGUGAUUUAAUACAUGAUCCAAAUUGUCAACUGAAGACACUGAGGUUUUUGGGUCCUGCUGCUGAUGAAGCCUAUCAGUAUGUGAGAGAAAUUGUGGGUAAAAACUCACUACUUCUCAGAGAGCUGAAUCUGAGUGAACAUGAACUAGGAGACACACAAUUGAAUCGGAUGGCUGCUCUACUGCAGGAUAAACACUGUAAACUUAACACACUGAUACUUUGUAAUUGUGGUCUAACAGAGGAAAGCUGUUCAGCUCUUGCUACAGUCCUGAGAUCAAACUCCAGUCUGAAAGAGCUUGACAUGAGCAACAAUAAUCUGCUGGAUUCAGGAGUGAAAAAACUCCAGAACGGCUUAGAAAAUACAAACUGCACACUGGAGAAACUCAGACUUUCAGACUGCAGUAUCACUGAAGAAGGUUAUAAAGCUCUGGCUUCAGCUCUGAGAUCAAACCCUUCACACCUGAUAGAGCUGGAUCUCAAAGGAAAUGAUCCUGGACAAUCAGGGGUGAAGCAGCUCAAUGAUUUACUACAGGAUCCAAACUGUCAACUGAAGACACUGAGGUUUUUGAGUCCUGAUGCAGAUGAAGCCUGUCAGUAUGUAAGAGGAAUUGUGGGUAAAAACCUGUUACUCCUCAGAGAGCUGAAUUUGAGUGAACAUAAAUUAGGAGAUUCAAAUCUUAAUAAACUUGCUGUUCUACUGCUGGAUAAACACUGUAAACUCAACAGACUGAUGCUGAGUAAUUGUGAGCUAACAGAGGAAAGCUGUUUGGCUCUUGCUACAGUCCUGAGAUCAACCCCCAGUCUGAAAGAGCUUGACAUCAGCAACAAUAAUCUGCAGGAUUCAGGAGUGAAGAGACUCCAGGAUGGAUUAGAAAAUACAAACUGCUCACUGGAGAAACUCAUACUUUCAAAUUGCAGUAUUACUGAAGAAGGUUAUAAAGCUCUGGCUUCAGCUCUGAGAUCAAACCCUUCACACCUGAUAGAGCUAGAUCUCAUAGGAAAUGAUCCUGGACAAUCAGGAGUGAAGGAACUCAAUGAUUUACUACAGGAUCCAAACUGUCAACUGAAGACACUGAGGGUUUUGAGUCCUGCUGCAGAUGAAGCCUUUCAAUAUGUGAGAAAAAUAGUUAGUAAAAAUCCGUUACUCCUGAGAGAGCUGAAUCUGAGUGGAUGUGAUCUAGGAGACACAGGAGUGAAUCAGGUCGUAGCUCUACUGCAGGAUAAACACUGUCAACUCAACAUACUGAUGCUGCGUGAUUGUGGCCUAACAGAGGAAAGCUGUUCAGCUCUCGCUACAGUCCUGAGAUCAAAUUCCAGUCUGAAAGAGCUUGACAUGAGCAACAAUAAUCUGCAGAAUUCAGGAGUGAAGAAACUCCAAAAUGGCUUACAAAAUACUAACUGCACACUAGAAAAACUUAAAAUUUCAAACUGCAACAUUACUGAAGAAGGGUAUAUGGCUCUGGCUUCAGCUCUGAGAUCAAACCCUUCACACCUGAUAGAGCUAGAUCUCACAGGAAAUGAUCCUGGACAAUCAGGGGUGAAGCAGCUCAUUGAUUUACUACAGGAUCCAAACUGUCAACUGAAGACACUAAGGUUGUUGGGUCCUGAUGCAUAUCAAGCCUGUCAGUAUGUGAGAGGAAUUGUAGGUAAAAACCCGAUACUACUGAGGGAGCUGAAUCUCAGUGAACGUGAAGUAGGAGACACAGGAGUGAAUCAGCUCGCCGUUCUACUACAGGAUAAACACUGUAAUCCCAACACACUGACGCUGCGUAAUUGUAAUCUAACAGAGAAAAGCUGUUCAGUUCUCGCUACAGUCCUGAGAUCAAACCCCAGUCUGAAAGAGCUUGACAUGGGCAACAAUAAUCUGCAGGAUUCAGGAGUGAAGAAACUCCAGAAUGGAUUAGAAAAUACAAACUGCACACUGGAGAAACUCAGACUUCCAAACUGCAGUAUUACUGAAGAAGGUUAUAGAGCUCUGGCUUCAGCUCUGAGAUCAAACCCUUCACACCUGAUAGAGCUGGAUCUCACAGGAAAUGAUCCUGGACAAUCAGGAGUGAAGGAGCUUAAUGAUGUACUACAGUAUCCAAACUGUCAACUGAAGACACUGAGGUGGACUGACUUAAUUGUGCAUCUAGUGUUGCAUCACUAACAAGAAGUUUAAGUAGUCUCACCCUACCAUCAGUUCCUGGGAAACUUCUACCACUUUGGCUAGCUUCCACUGAUAUCAUAAUUUGAAAAAUAUCAUAUCAUCAUCUUGGCAUUUCUCCUGUGCUUAUUCCACUUACUUCUCUGCUGCAAACUCAACAGAUAUUGCUUUCUCCACCUGGUCCAAAACUCAUUUGCCAGAAACUGACCUCUCUUUCAUCUCUUCUUAAGAUAGAGAUCCUCCCUUACAAACUCUCCAGGAGGUGGUGCAAUGAUAGUGGACUUCAUUGUUAGUGUAUGAUUCAGCAUCAAUGGUUCUGGACCCACAGGAUCAUUGGUGUGUACUGAGGUCAAUGAUCGAAUAUUCACUAUCGCCAUUACUUCAUACAUUCAUACAAAUUUCUUAAGGAAGAACUGUCCAGUUUAGACUAGUCUAGGAUGGACACAAGUACACUAUACUGUCCAGAUCUGUGUCUCCCAGACACCACCAAUGUGACUGGAAGCAGGUGGGGGUCAUGACUAAGGUACAGCCUAACUCCUUCAAACAUUCUUGGUCCAUUCCCUUUAUCAACUCCAGGAACUCUCCCUUUGCAUUAAAAAAGUUGGUCCCUUGGUCCCUAUGCAGUUGACAUGAAUUGACACAUAUAGCAAUAAAACAAUGCAAUGUGUUAAGAAAGGCAUCAGUGUUAACAUGAUCCUUUCUGGUGGCAGAUCAGCCAUCCUCUGCUCCUGGUUGCAUUUCCUUAGCUUCUUACACUUAAUGAAUUUGUAGAUGAGAGAUGACACUUCACUACUGGAUCCCAAAAUCCAAAUACCAAUGGAGCAAAUUUCAUUGAUGGUCAUGCCAUGACUUCGAUGUUGCACCUUCUUCAUGGAAUGGUUUUAUGCAUAGACAAGGUACAUGAUGCCCUUUUGGAAGAAUGGUUGGAUGCUUGACAUGAGGGUGAAGCAUGAGGUCUCCAUUAAUCUCUUCCACCUUAGUAUCCACCUUAGGGAGUUCUCUUUGACAUAAGAAUCUUGGACCAAUAAACCUGUUAGAUCCCAUGAGUUCCUUUACAGUGAGCCCACAAGAGGCGUGGAAAGCUGGGUUUUGAUCUGACACAACAUAUGUCCAUUUACUAGGUUCAGAGCUUGUCCUGAUCUGCUGAAUUCAUUGGCUACAAAUACAUGGAACUGUCUUGCAUCAAUGUUAAUAUAACCAAAGACAACCUUGGAGUAGGUCCAGUAGUAUUCACGAAUGCCAUCUAAUUCUAGUUCACUUUAGAGCAGAUUACCAGUUUUUGUGCCGACCACUGCAGCUGAAAGCUCCAGGUUUGAGUUUGUAAUUAGCUCUGUUGGGGCAACCCUAGCUUUACCCAUAACAAGAGUGCAGUAGACUUCUCCAGACAUGGUCAUAGUUCUGGUAUGAACAUACUCCUUAAACAGACACACUGGCAUCAGAUAAAUGUUGUAGCUCAUAUUGUUGAACAUUCUUGAAUGCUGAUGGCACAUAAGUGUGAUAUCUUUACUGAAGAUACAUUUGACCUUAUGGAGGUCUCACAGUUAAGCUUCUCAGUGCGGCUAGAGGUCAUCAGGAAGAGGUUCGUCCUAGCCUAUCUUUUCUUGACACAUUCUUUGUAGGUUUUUUUUUCCCUCAAUUAGAAUGGAGUGACAAAUCCAUGAGGAUCAAAUUCAUUUCUAUCAUAAUGAGCAGGAUUACUGUUGAAUCAAUACAGACAUCAGUAGAGUAAAACUAAACUCAGAUCAUGUUCCCUAUUACUGGAGGAACAAUCCAGCACUUGUUGUAUUUUGCUACAUAAUGGUAGGAAGAGCCAGCAUUAAAGAGCAACAAGCGACGUCACUAUGGCCAUCACAAGCUAGUUAUCCCUUUGCUAACUUUUCUCAUCUCCUGAUUAAAAGCCAGAAUGAUCUUGAGACACUAAUUCCACUGUCCAUUUUUGAGAAUCAUGUUCUAGGGCCCUUUUGCUCUGUGGGACGUUUCUGUCUUCCUAAGUUUGAAGUAAGACUUUCUUUGAAAUAAUUGUGGUUUUUUUACAUUGUUUUAAAAUUGAUUUAUUUGUUUAUUUAAAUGUUCAAUGUAAAACUGUUAAAAGUAACUAGAGUUUGUCAUUACAAACAAUGUUUGAUAAUCUUAACUUGUCUUGUAAUGCAAUGUACAUUGAACUGAAUCCUGCUUUAAAUUCCCUUUUGCAGAUUUUUGAGUCCUGCUGCAAAUGAAGCUUGUCAGUAUGUGGAGAGUGUUGUGGGUAAAAACCCAUUACUCCUGAGAGAGUUGAAUCUCAGUUUACAUAAACUAGGAGAUACACGAGUAAAUCAGGUCGCUGCUCUGCU